Molecule: messenger RNA, 810 nt
Organism: Manacus vitellinus (golden-collared manakin)
Lineage: Eukaryota; Metazoa; Chordata; Aves; Passeriformes; Pipridae
Product: venom factor-like
Exons: 6
Coding region: 1-810 (269 amino acids)
Source: RefSeq, a predicted model, not a curated record
AUGACGGCCCAGGCCUAUCGCAGCCAGGCCGGCUCCGGAAACUUCCUGCACUUGGCCGUGCAGGCCACGGAGCUGAGGGCCGGGGAGAACCUGCCCGUCCACUUCCACCUCAAGACCAACAACAACGCCGUCCGCGACGCCGUCCAGUACUUCACCUACCUGAUCAUGAGCAAGGGGCGCAUCGUCCGCACCGGGCGGCAGCGCCACGAGGCCGGGCAGAACCUGGUCAUCAUGACCCUGCCGGUGACCCCCGAGCUCGUCCCCUCCUUCCGCAUCGUGGCCUAUUACCACGUCCUGCCCGGAGAGAUUGUGGCCGACUCCGUCUGGGUGGACGUCCAGGACACCUGCAUGGGCACCGUGAGUGUCCCCCAGAGGGGUUACGUCCAACAACUGGCCUUCAAGAAACCCGACAACUCCUACGCCGCCUUCAUCGGCCGCCCCUCCAGCACCUGCCUGGACGUGUCGGUGCUGCUGCCGCGCCGGGCCAGCCCCGUCAAAUACCGCAUCGAGAACCGCAACGCGCUGGUGGCACGGUCUGCUGAGACCAAGGUGAACGAGGACUUCACGGUGAAGGCCGAGGGGGUUGGCAAGGGGACAAUGACAGUCGUGACCGUCUACAACGCCAAGGUCCCCGACAAGGACGACAAGUGCGACAGCUUCGACCUGCGCGUGCAGGUGGAGGAGGUGGCGGCGGGUCAGUGUCCCCAGCGUGUCCCCAAAGCAACGGGGAAGGGGGGGCGGGGGGACAAGAGGAGGAGGUACGUAUCAGCUCCAUCAAGAUGCACAGCGUCGGCGGCCAGGUAUGGGUGA